UUUAGCGGGAAGUUAGCGUAGUCGGAAUUCUAGACAUGUGAGGAGACGAACAUGCAGGAGAAGUUGCCGCCCGUUUACACCACUCUGGAAUUGUCAGUGGCAGUCAUAGCGGUCACCGGUAACUUUCUUGUUAUAUUAGUAUUCUCCACUCAGAGGAAACUACGGAAACUAACGAAUUACUACAUAGUCAGUCUAGCGGUGUCCGAUUUGUUAGUGGGAUUGGUGGGCAUCCCUUCAGCCAUACUGACCAAAAUGGGACUCCCUCGAAACGAAUUCGGGGUCUGCAUGCUGAUGCUGUCGUCGUUGGUAGUGCUGUGCACCAUUUCCAUAUUGAAUUUACUGGCCGUAUCUUUAGACAGAUAUUGGGCGAUUAUUUAUCCGUUCUGUUAUCACAGAUUAGUUACCAAGAAGACUGUUAUUGGCACCAUCGUCGGGUGUUACGUAUUAGGUGCAGCUGUUGGAUUCCUGCCACUUUUCGGUUGGAAUAAUGGUCCAGAAACGCCGGAAGGACGUUGUUUUUUCAUUCCGUCUAUGGAUUACUACUUUUUAGUGUUUAUAUUUUUCGUGACGAUAGCCUUUCCGGUGCUGUUAAUGGGGUUUUUCUACGGCAGCAUCUACUUCGUGGUUAAAAAACAGCUUCGUCAAAUCUCUCAUCUGGGUCAAUUAUCGGGUAAUAUUAGUCAAGCUACUUCGCAAGUCAACAUCUACAACGUGGACUCACCCUCUCAUCAGAUCCAGCAUACUAAUCAGUUGCAUCAGAGCCACGAUAGCAUCGUUCAUCCCGCCAGAAUACACAAACGAGAAGUGAAAAAGGCCAAGAACUUAUUCGUUAUAGUUCUAUAUUUUGUUAUUUGUUGGGUGCCGUUAUAUUUGGUGAAUUGCAUUAAAGCUUUUUGCAAUCAUUGCGACGUUCCCGUUUGGUUAAUGGACUGUUUCAUCAUUCUUUCUCACGCUAAUUCUGCUGUAAAUCCAUUUUUAUACGCUUAUCAUUUAAAGGAUUUUAGAGAAGCCAUCAAAAAAUAUAUUUGUCGAGGAUUAAGCGGAAGAAGCGAACCGCAAAAUUUAUCCAAUCACGAACUGGGUAUAUUACCAAAUACGGCCAGCAAAGUGGUGUUGAGUAGCAAAGGAAAAACUCUGGCCAUAUCUUUGAAUAGAGUGACUUGAAAACCUGGUCAAAUGAAUACAUUCCCGGGUUUAAAU
Centruroides sculpturatus (bark scorpion) is the source of this 1200-nucleotide messenger RNA. Its product is annotated as adenosine receptor A1-like. Bases 52 to 1164 code for a protein of 370 amino acids. Lineage: Eukaryota; Metazoa; Arthropoda; Arachnida; Scorpiones; Buthidae. The record is from RefSeq and is a predicted model, not a curated record. Gene Ontology annotation, biological process: G protein-coupled adenosine receptor signaling pathway; adenylate cyclase-activating G protein-coupled receptor signaling pathway. The transcript is spliced from 2 exons. Gene Ontology annotation, cellular component: membrane. Gene Ontology annotation, molecular function: G protein-coupled receptor activity.